This is a messenger RNA of Neurospora crassa OR74A, 2956 nucleotides long. RefSeq lists its product as hypothetical. The transcript has a single exon. The record is from RefSeq and is a predicted model, not a curated record. NCBI's taxonomy places the organism in Eukaryota, Fungi, Ascomycota, Sordariomycetes, Sordariales, Sordariaceae. The coding region runs from base 1200 to 1796 and encodes 198 amino acids.
UUCCCUCUCUUCCAUUCCUCCCUCCCAACGUAAUAUCGUCCACUGACCUGAGAGCAAAUAACUCUACAUAUACAAGUUGGGUACCUCUAGAACAACAGAAGCAACAGGCACCGUCGAGGUCACAGUCGCAAUACCACACAUCCAACAUCAUAGGGCCCCACCACCAUCCAGACCUAAUCAGGGCACUCGAGGGAAUCUCUUUUACCGACAUACAUCCAAUUCCCAGUACAUAACCACUCUCCAUCCGAAUCGAACGAAAUCUCCCAAUUUGCUUCUGAGCCCCUCCAGACCUUCCAAAAAAGAUUGUGGGUUCCAGAAAAAGAAGGGUGGCGACAGCUUGACGGAAUUUCCAUUAUAAACCGCGAAGCUCCUGUACCACCCAACCAGGCGAACCGAAGCGCAUUGAAGUGGAGGUUCGAGUCGAAGCGAACCACACACACACACACACCGACCACACCAUCAGCACAGCACAACAAGCAGCAGUCGCCAGCAUCUGGUUGCUCAGUCGCUGCCCGACGAAAUUGACAGUCGCUUCCGAAGAAGAAGUUGUAUAAAAACAGGCCCAUUCGCCUCUUCAACUUUUGUUGGACCCUCCAACUCGACAUAAAACUCGACACAGGUUUUCGUGCACGCGCGUCCUUCCACACCGGCAUACCACCGCCGAUCAGUAACGCAUCAUAUACUGUCGAUCAUCCAUCACUACCCCUUAUUUCUUCAACUUUUCUUGAACGGUUGGGGCGAAAGAGAACGCACGGAAUCGGGCGAACCAAGCACGCACGACUCGUCGGACAACAAACAACAACAACAGGCACAACACCAAAACAGCUAUCCUCAAGCUAUCCCAAGCUAUCCUCGAGUCUUGCCUCACCAAUACGUCAGAGCUACACCACUGUCGGAAAGCAAAAAAAAGGGACGGACAAAACCACCGAGGCACCUCGUUCACCUCCGGUCGCUUUCAAGAAGAAAACAGCACACACGUCCGAUGAUCCGGCCAUUUGCGGUACUACCACCAUUACCAUCAUCAUACUACAACGCAGCAGCAGCAGCAGCAGUAGCAGCAUCAUCAGUAGUAUCUCUGCAGACAUCAAACCUGCAACAAGCACAACAAGCACAACGUGCAUAUCUUCUCUACCUACAACCACAACCACAACAAUCAUAACUCCUUUUUCUUUAUCUAUCCAACCCAAACAACCUUCAAAAUGAACACCUACCUAUCCCACCCUUCUUCCCUCUCCUUCCACUCCAUGCCCGAACCCCCCUCCUCCAUCACAUACCACAACCACGUGAACAACAACCGCGACCUGGCCCUCCAGACCUACCUCGCUCUGCACUCCCAGCACGAGUCCCUGAUCCAACACCUCGACGAACUCCGCCCUUCCAGCCCUUCCACCUCCCCCACGCGCUCCGGCCCCCACCAUUCGCACGACGGCGGCCGCUCCUCCCCGCUCCCUCGACAGCGUCAACGUAGCGGAUUCGGUUGUAUGUCCGCUACCGCCACCGCCACCGCAUCCACCUUUGGCGGCAGUUCUUCCUCGCUCGUUGGCUCGUCGGCGUUGGAUGACCAGACGACGCUGCUGCACCACGCAGCCGAAGUGGCGCUAGAAGAGGCCAAGCUGUGCGAUGUCAACGAGGGCAUCAAGCGCACGUUGACGGAGCUGUUGAACUGCGAGGCGACGAGGGGAGAAGGGAACAGGCAGUUUCGGAGCUGGGUGCAGGGACGGUUGAUGGAGGCGGAGAGGGAGCUGAGGAGGGGAAGGAGGAGGAGGAGUGCGGGAUCGGCCUGUGGGGGUGAGUAAAAGGCGGAAACUAUGGGAAUUGAGCAGAAGAGGUUCAGUUCAGUUUACAGACAGACAGGAUGACAGCUGCGGGCUGUCGUCUGCAUUUUUGUUGGCAGCAGCGACGAAAGCUGCGUUUACGCACGGCGUCAUCUGCAAAACUGUCUGUCACGACGACGACGUCUUUACUGGAUUGACAGUCUACAACUUGGGAAGCGUCCAUCCGCCUUUCCCGAUUUUCUUGUUGGAUCGCCCGAGGUUGGCGGACCACAUUGUUUGUGUCUUGCAUGGACAUUUUGUUACGACUUGGCUUGCAUCUUAGCUUGGAGUUUACGGAUUGUUUGGUUCCUUGUUUAUUGUUGUUGCGCGUGGAGUUUUUCUGUCUGGACUUUCUUUUUGUCCCUGUCACAUUUGGUCUUCGGACUGAUUAUUGUCGAUCGAAACUUCGAAACCAUUUUCAACAACUCUCAUCGGGAAACACCGGCCAGUAAUAUGGAGCAAUCUUGAAUUGUGUCUCCGUCAUGCAAUGACAUCGACAUUACCAAUUUCUAUGGACCCUUGUUAUGGAGCCACACCCAGUUGGAGCAUCUCGCUUCGCCCAGCCGCCGAGGAUCCGGGUUCGAGCAGAGGGUUCGGGAAGCAUGGCAUGAAUCUGAAUCCGGGAGAAGUGGACUCCCAGCAUGGCUGUGUCGCCGUGUUGCGAGAUGGCGGAAACAUGGGACAACCAUGUUUGGCAAAUGGUCGGAUAAUUUCGCCCUUGGCAAUCAUCGCGACGACAUUCUAUUUUCGGGACUAUUCGGCGGCGGCGGCGGCGGCAGGCAGGCAGAUGAAUCGAAGCACGGAUCAGGGGAGGAAUCGAGUGUCACUAGAGUGGGAAGCAUGAUCAUCAUCAUCAGUUCAUGGAGGAUUUCAUUCAACCAACAAAGCAUGUUAUGGAAAUUGGGGGGGACGAACGGAACAGAAAGGGGACAGACAAAAGCGGCAUUACGAACCAGGGAUUAGUCGCAUCACCUGUCUAUGCAUAGGGAAGCAGAAAACUUAUUAUUUGUUUAUUUGUAAUUUUUAGUGUAGUGUUGUUUGGCUUCCAGGUUUUCGAUAUCGAUUUGGCAUUUCUGGGAGGGCGGAAAGAAUGAAGACAAAAAAGUUUCAAUCAUUAUUUCGGAUCCCACUAGAUUCCAAUG